Olea europaea var. sylvestris is the source of this 4887-nucleotide messenger RNA. Its product is annotated as pentatricopeptide repeat-containing protein At1g06710, mitochondrial. Gene Ontology annotation, molecular function: protein binding. The transcript is spliced from 6 exons. The coding region runs from base 297 to 3317 and encodes 1006 amino acids. NCBI's taxonomy places the organism in Eukaryota, Viridiplantae, Streptophyta, Magnoliopsida, Lamiales, Oleaceae. The record is from RefSeq and is a predicted model, not a curated record.
AGCUCCACUUACGAGAAAUUUUUGUUCUUUUAUAAGGCUUGACAUGGUCGAGAAACUUCCAUCAAACAUUGAAGUGGUAUCAAGCCCGACAAAGCCAUGUUGUUGCAAUUUUCUGAUCGUCCCUAGUCAUAUCGACUUCGUACUAUUCUCGUAAUGGGUCGUAAAUAUGAAUCAAACAUAUAGCCCGUUAGGUCCCCGGCAUAACCCGUGCCACUAUUGGAGAAAAGAUUCUCCUCAGCCAGUCACCCCCAUCCACUGCCGUCUGUCAACCUCCACCCUGAACCCUUCCCUAAACAAUGAGCAAAAGAGUUUUCAGUAUUGCUCUUUUUUCUCCAACUCUACCCUUUUACUCUUUCAAAUUCUUCACCAGAUUCCUCAGCACUGACAACAGUCUACAAGGAUUAGUAGACCCAGACCUCAAUUUCCCUGGAAACGACGACUCUUUUUCACCCCAAAAUUCUCAGGCCCAAUCAGUGUCAGACCAAGACUUCACAUUUAUCAGGGACUCUUUGUCUGACUCUAAAGGUGAAAACUUUGGGUCCGGUAAGUGCUCAAAUGAUGCUUUUACAAUCAUAAAUGCUAUAAGGACUAAUAAUGAUGGGGUCGGAGACAAAUCCCAGAAAUUUCUUAGGCUAUUCAGAGAGAAACUGAAUGAGAGCUUAGUUGUUGAUGUGCUAAAGAAUGUACAAAGUGCUGAAUUAGGUGUCAAGUUCUUCAUGUGGGUAGGUAGGCAAAUAGGAUAUACUCAUAGUUUAACUGUUUAUAAUACUGUAUUAGAUUUAUUGGGCUGCGAUAAAUAUGACAGAAUACCGAAUCAUUUUUUAGAAGAAAUUAGGGAUGAUGAUAGAGAAGUGCUUGGGAGAUUGCUUAAUGUGCUGAUUCAGAAGUGUUGUAGAAAUGGGAUGUGGAAUUUGGCUUUGGAGGAGUUAGGGAGGCUCAAGGAUUUUGGGUAUAAGCCUUCCAGGGCCACAUACAAUGCGUUGAUCUUUGUGUUUUUGGAAGCAGGCAGGUUGGACACAGCUUUUUUACUUCACAGGGAGAUGCUGCAUUUGGGUUUUAAGAUGGACAUGCAUUUGUUGGGUUGUUUUGUGCAUUCUUUAUGUAAAAUGGGUAAAUGGAAAGAUGCUCUUGAGUUAAUUGACAAGGAAGAUGCUGUCCCCGAUACAGUGCUUUAUACAAAAAUGAUCUCUGGUUUGUGUGAAGCAUCGCUUUUUGAAGAGGCUAUGGACUUUUUGAAUAGGAUGCGAUCAAGCUCAUGUGUUCCUAAUGUUGUGACAUAUAAAAUUUUGCUAUGUGGGUGCCUAAAUAAGGGGAAAUUGGGUAGGUGUAAAAGGAUUCUUAGUAUGAUGAUUACAGAAGGUUGUUACCCAAGUCCUAAAAUAUUUAAUUCUCUUGUUCAUGCCUAUUGCAAGUUUGGUGACUAUGCUUAUGCCUAUAAAUUGCUCAAGAAAAUGGCGGAUUGUGGUUACCAGCCUGGUUAUGUUGUUUAUAAUAUACUGAUUGGAAGUAUAUGUUGCAAUGAGGAAUUGCCAAGUCCAGGCGUGUUAGAAUUGGCAGAAAAAGCAUAUAGUGAAAUGCUUGAUGCAGGAAUAGUAUUGAACAAAGUCAAUGUCAGCAAUUUCGCGCGAUGCCUUUGUAGUGUUGGAAAGUAUGAGAAAACAUAUAAUGUGAUUCAUGAAAUGAUGAGCAAGGGAUUCAUACCUGAAACUAGCACAUACAACAAAGUCAUUGGUUUUCUUUGUGACUCUUCCAAAGUAGACAAGGCAUUCCUGUUGUUCAGAGAAAUGAGAAGGAAUGAUAUUGUUCCUAAUGUCUACACAUACACAAUUUUGAUUGAUUGUUUCUGUAAAGCUGGCCUUAUUCAACAGGCUCGCUGCUGGUUGAGUGAAAUGUUAAGGGAUGGAUGUACUCCUAAUGUGGUGACAUAUACUUCACUUAUACAUGCUUACCUGAAAGCAAGGAAAAUGUCAGAUGCAAAUGAGCUAUUUGACUUGAUGUUAUCAAAAGGAUGCACCCCGAAUGUUGUCACGUAUACUGCUUUGAUUGAUGGGUACUGCAAAGCUGGAGAUGUAGAAAGGGCUUACCAGAUUUAUUCAAGAAUGAGGGGAAAUGGUAAUUCUCAAGAGGUAGAUGUUUACUUUAGAAUUUCUGAUGAUAGCAGUAAGGAACCGAAUAUAGUUACAUAUGGUGCUUUGGUUGAUGGUUUAUGCAAAGCACACAGGGUGAAAGAGGCCCGUAGUCUUUUGGAUGCAAUGGCGGAAGAAGGCUGUGAACCGAAUCAUAUUGUUUAUGAUGCUCUUAUUGAUGGCUUUUGCAAGGUUGGUAAGCUGGAAGAAGCACAGGAAGUAUUUGCUAAGAUGUCAGAACGUGGAUACAGUCCAAAUGUUUAUACUUACGGCUCUCUAAUUGACAGGUUGUUUAAAGAUAAACGUCUGGAUCUUGCUUUGAAAGUAUUGUCUAAAAUGCUUGAAAGUUCUUUUGCUCCCAAUGUUAUUAUCUAUACGGAGAUGAUUGAUGGACUUUGUAAAGUUGGGAAAACAGGAGAAGCUUACAAACUGAUGCUGAUGAUGGAGGAAAAAGGUUGUAAGCCAAAUGUUGUAACUUAUACUGCCAUGAUAGAUGGGUUUGGAAAAGAUGGUAGAGUAGAUAAGAGCCUUGAACUCUUGAAGGAGAUGAGCACCAAAGGUUGUGCCCCAAACUAUAUAACAUAUAGGGUCUUGAUAAAUCAUUGUUGUGCUGUUGGACUCUUGGAUGAGGCUUACCAACUUCUAGAGGAGAUGAAACAGACAUAUUGGCCAAGACACUUGGCAAACUAUCACAAGGUCAUUGAAGGCUUCAGCAAGGAGUUCAUAACGAGUCUCGGACUAGUUGAUGAAAUGGGACAGAAUGAUUCUGCUCCCCUUGUUCCAGUAUACAAAGUUCUGAUUAAUAGCUUUCAGAAAGCUGGAAGACUCGAAAUGGCUGUAGAGCUGCAUAAAGAUUUUUCCGCUGUGCCAUUCAUUUCGCCUACUCACAUAAAUACAUAUUAUUCUUUGAUUGAGAGCCUCUCCAUUUCGCAAAAAGUUGACAAGGCAUUUGAGCUGUACGCUGACAUGAUAGAAAAAGGAGGAACUCCUGAGUUGAGUGUCAUUGUUAACCUCAUAAAAGGGCUUAUCAAGGUUAACAGAUGGGAAGAUGCACUUCUACUUUCAGAAAGCUUAUGUUACAUGGCAGGAUUUCCCAUCAGAAACCUAACAAAAACUUGCACAAUUUUUAUGGGCUCCAUGAGACUUGAACCCAGGAUGGCAAGACAUUUGCUUGCACAGAUACUAUGUUAAAGCACUUGACAUAAAAGCUUAAGAAUAUACGAUGGUUGUCAAAUGAACAAACACUGAAGGGCAAGUAGACUAAUAUCCUUAGUCUCGUACCUCAUGUGCACUCCUCAUUACACAUCUGUAUAUCCAUCAAAUUUGUCUCAAGUUGGACACUCGAACUGUGAUGAAGCCAUGUGCACGGAAUAUCUUACGUACGAAUUCCUGAUACUAUCUUGCUGUGCUGUCAGUCCUAUGUGAAGGGAAGGGACUUUAUAGCAAUCUUAUUUUCAAACGCAAAUAUGCAUUUACUAACUUGCAGAGAAAUUCUUGUGAUCGCAAUUUUGAAGUGCUUGAUUACCAUAAAUCCCAACAUGGAAAAAAGUUGCAGCUGCAUGAAUUUGAAACUGCUGGUUCUUGGCCAGAAAUUCCUUUGCCUAACAUCACCAGUGGACAGAAUCUGAAGAUAACAUAUACGAAGAUGAUGAUGCAACAGUACGAAGAAGAUGACAACAAGGAAGCAGCUGUUAUUUGGGAAAUAAAACAGUGUUGCAAGCAUUGGCGGACCUGCAGUUGGUCCCGGUGGGACACGUGACCCACCAAUUAAAAAGAAUUUAAAAAAAAAAAAAAUAGAAAAUGAUAAAAAUGGAGUAAUCUAAAAAACCCUUCCACUUUCCAAUUUACGGGCUCCAAACCAUCCCACAUUCCUGUCCCCAGAUUCCACUACCAAAUUGAAAUUCAAUGCGAGAAACCAUCUCACUUCCCACUCCCAAUUCAAUCCCAUCUCUGGGCUCCUCGGCUCCCAAUUCCCAACGUUGAAGCUAGGCCAUUUAAUCCACCUUUGUCGUCGCUGCCGAUCGUUCGACUCCCUUUGCCAGCGGUUCUACCACCACAAACGGCUGAAGACAGCGAUGCACUUAGAAUUCUUCUUCAUUACAGUAUUUUCAUUCUUGAAAGCUAAGGUUCUUGCACUAGGAGAGGAAGAGAGGAGAGAGAAAUUAAAGUUAUGGAAAAGAAUUUUAAACGUAAAUCUGCGUUUUCUUGCGAUGAGCAAAAUGUUAAUGGAAGAAAUGUUCAAGAUAAAAGGGAUGGACAUGAUGCUGAAGAUAAAAAGGAUGACAAACUUGGGGAUGAAAUGAAUGAAAUUGGUGGAACUAAUAUUGGAGAUGUCCCAAUUGAAACAAUUAUCAGGAAUGUUGGAGAUGAAAGGCUUGAAUUUGAUAUUGCACAGCUUCCUUCAGAUCCUGGAUUGAGGGUUCCAAUACAAAAUUAUGAUGCUAAUGUUUGAGAUGUAAUUCGAAGAGCAUAAGUGCAAAGGGGUCCAUGUCAGCCUCGCAAUCAUGAAUUUCCACCUAAAAAAUGGCUAAAAAAGAUAGGUGAUUUUGUGUUUCAUGGUAUAACGAGUAUCCUAGUUGGUUGGAAUACAGUAUAGGAAAAAAAGCUGUAUUUUGCUUAAACUGCUAUCUUUUUAGCUCAAGUUGUGGUUCAUUUGUUAAUAGUGGGUUCUCAAAUCGGAAAAGAAAGGAAAUUAUUAGAAAACAUGUUGGGGCACCCCAAAUAGUGUACACUAUCAGGCUCGGGUCGGGUAUGAAUCAUU